AUGACUCGAGCGAUUACCGCUAUUCAGGUCAUGCAACAGAUGUUGUCAAAUGCAUUCUCUGAUGAUGCCAAUCCCGAUGAAGAAGCAGAGGGUGUGUCUGAGGAGGAGGAUUAUGAGGCAAGUAACCAACCGAACAGGGAAGAUGAAGAACAAGAAGAAGAGGAAGGAAAAGAAGAAGAAAUGGUAAAAUUAGAAGACAGAGAGGAGCAAAUGGAAAGAGAGGUAGAAGAGGAAGGAGAGCAUGAAGAAGAACAAGGGGUAACGGAAGAAAGAGAGGAGCAAAUGGACAGAGAGGGGGAAGAGGAUGAAGAAGAAGAAGGGGUAAUAGCAGGAGAGAGAGAGGAGCAAGGGAAAGAAGGUUUGUUUUUUUCUCUCAAAACACAACAAAAUCAUAUGGUCCUCUGUAGCGUAUGAUAAACAAGAGCAGGGUAGAAAAGACAGGAGCAGUGAGGCUACGCUGCCCCCGUCCCCGCUGAUGCCAUCAUCGCUGUUACCACCGACAACUGGCCCACCCGGACCGACUGAAUAUUCUCUCGUCCACGCCCGCGACAUUGCCUUUACAUUUUUCAUGUUCAUCACCCCGUCGAUAGAACGCAUCAUCUUGGAGAUGACUAAUUUGGAGGGGAGACAGAAAAUCGGAGAUGGCUGGCAUGGAUGCCAUUGACCUUCACACCUACAUAGGGCUGCUGCUUUUAGCCGGCGACAGAUCCCGAGGUGAGGCGACUGCCAGUCUGUGGGACGCUGAGAGCGGACGGUCCAUCUUCAGCGCCACAAUGCCACUGAAAGUGUUUCACGCCUACUCUAGACUGCUGAGAUUCGACGACCACGAGUCGAGACCCACCAGACGCGCGGCUGACAAACUGGCGGCCGUAAGAGAGGUCUGGGACAUGUGGUCUGAGCGGCUGCCGUACCUCUACAACCCCAGGUUAUUUCUUUACUGGAUCAACCCCCCCCCAGUCAGUCUUGGACUGGGACAGUGUGACCCAUGA
Messenger RNA from Xyrichtys novacula (pearly razorfish), 989 nucleotides. Lineage: Eukaryota; Metazoa; Chordata; Actinopteri; Labriformes; Labridae. The record is from the annotation of a GenBank genome assembly.